AUGAUGUAUCAAUGCUGUUUAAUUGUUCUAAUGAUAGCACACUGUGUAUCAUCAACGGGUCAAGCAGACCAAGAAUAUCAACUCACUCAUCCUUCAAAUACCGAUGACAUUCAAAACACCAGCCAGAUUGAAUCGCACUUAGGCAACACUGGCCGGAUAGAGAGCAAUUUUGCUGUCGAUGACUCUGGAAUUGCAUCGUUGAACGAGCAGGAUGUCUAUGACGAAAAUGAUACAUCAGAAAAUGACGAAAGCGACACGGACAACGAAAGGCCGGUGACAGUGGAAGAAAACAGGUACGAUGCGGAUGACAACAGCAAUGGCAUUAUUCACGACAACCCCGUACGGAUAAUGUCCCCAUUGAAUGGUGGCAUGCCUGCAUCUACAUCCGUACACGUUAGCAUUCAAACGGAAUUGAAUGACCUAGAAGCUGUCGAGGAUACAUUAGAAUCAGACGGUUCAAAACGUUUUCUGCAGCACCAUUAUCAAAACCCUAGGGAACCCCGGAAGCAACUGCAGCUCACAGAAGGCACAGUUGUUCAGCUACCUUCGUCGAUGUUGGGUCUGACCACUAACGCCGACAGUAGGGGCUCUUUUGCUACAACAGACCUAUCAGGACUCACCGUAUCAGCGGAAGAUGUGUCACAGGAGCAACACAUCACUAAUCUAUCUUUAUCAACCCAACGAACAAUACGAAGGCCAACGUCUAGUGUGCAAUUGGCGGUGAUGGUACAUAAUGUACAAGACGGCAGUAAGCCCAUGAGAAUGGAGGUAGCAACAUACACUCAUAACGACCCACCCAAAUCGAUACAGAAGCAUUCCUCAGCACAGCAAUCGAUAUCAGAUGCAUCAAGAAGAAAUAAUCCCAUCAGCAUUACAAAUUUUCACUCCAUCGUAUCCAACGAUACACUAACGACAGCUACAGCAUCAAGCCUGUAUCGCCAUCGAACAAUUAAUUCAAUGAAUCUUAAUCCUACUACUCCGGCAAUGGUGGUGAAACCUGUAGGCGAGCAUCGUAAGUUACUGAAAAGUACCGGCCCCAUCCUAAACUAUGUAUUCGACCAUCAUCCUCCUUACUACAAAUCAACUUAUUACAAUACUAGGUACGGGCCGCACUUUGAAACUGAUAAUGUCACCAACAUCACGGUACAGAACGGUGAUACCCUUUUUUUAAGUUGUAGAAUAAGUUUGCUGCAGGAUAAAACGGUAUCUUGGGUUCGACGAAAAAGCGGCGACACAGCUUUGCAGCUGCUAACCGUCGGAAAACAGACAUACUCCGGUGAUUCCCGAUACCAAAUCGAGUUCCAAUAUCCCAACAACUGGCGUUUGAAGAUUUCACGAGCGAACAAGAAUGACGAAGGGGUGUACGAGUGCCAGAUAUCGACACAUCCUCCCAAAGUUAUUAUUUACUACCUGUAUGUUAACGCACCCGAAGUGGCCAUCGUGGACGAAGAAGGUGCUCCACUAUACGAUAAGUACUAUGAGGUUGGCUCGACGAUAAAGCUGAUGUGCAAAAUCCGACACAUCUCGAUGUUACGGUCAGUCGUUUACUGGAUACACAACGAAAACAUUCUCAAUCACGAUACAACGCGAGGCGGUAUCAGUGUAAAAACGAAUUUAACAAGCAUAGGAGCCAAUUCAACGCUCUUUGUAGCGAAGGUCAAUCGGCAAGACUCCGGCAGCUAUACGUGUUCGAUAGGACCAAACCAACACUAUUCCAUCUCCGUGCAUGUGCUCAACGGCACCGCCAAUCCGUUCGGAAUCUAUCAGCGAUCGUGUGCCUUUCCAAUUAUUCUACAAGCUGUGGAUCUAUGGCUUGUUAUCAGGAGUCUCUUCUUCCUGGUGCUCAAACUAUCCGUCGGAAGAUAA
This is a messenger RNA of Anopheles marshallii, 1866 nucleotides long. RefSeq lists its product as uncharacterized. The transcript is spliced from 7 exons. Gene Ontology annotation, cellular component: neuron projection membrane. The record is from RefSeq and is a predicted model, not a curated record. Lineage: Eukaryota; Metazoa; Arthropoda; Insecta; Diptera; Culicidae. The coding region runs from base 1 to 1866 and encodes 621 amino acids. Gene Ontology annotation, biological process: synapse organization.